AUGACUCGUACUUUCUUCGUUGGUGGUAACUGGAAGAUGAACGGCUCCGUGAAGGAGUACCAAUCGCUCAUUAACCAUCUCACUGAGUCGCAGCUUGACCCCAAGACCGAGGUCGUGAUCGCCCCCCCGGCUCUGUACCUGCUCCCCUCGAAGCCCCUUGUGAAUGGCAAGAAGAUCAGCCUGAGUGCCCAGAACGCUUACUACAAGCCCUCGGGUGCUUUCACCGGUGAGAUCUCGGUUGCCCAGCUGAAGGAUGCCGAGAUCCCGUGGGUCAUCCUUGGUCACUCGGAGCGCCGCUCGAUCUUUGGCGAGCAGGACGAUCUCAUUGGGCAGAAGACGAUUGCCGCCCUGGAGAGCGACCUCUCUGUCAUUCUCUGUGUCGGUGAGACCCUUGAGCAGCGCGAGAAGAACGAGAGCAUUGACGUCGUGAUCCGUCAGCUCGAGGCUGCCACCAAGGACGUGAAGGACUGGAGCAAGAUUGUCAUCGCCUACGAGCCUGUCUGGGCCAUUGGCACAGGCAAGGUCGCCACUGCCGAGCAGGCUCAGGAGGUGCACGCUGCCAUCCGCCAGUGGCUCGGCCGUGCCCACGGCGACAAGGUCUCCGAGGGCGUGCGUGUCAUCUACGGUGGUAGUGUGGCCGCUAAGAACUGCAAGGAGCUGGCUUCGCAGCCGGACAUUGACGGCUUCCUCGUUGGUGGUGCUAGCUUGAAGCCGGAGUUUGUUGACAUCGUCAACGCUCGCCUCUAA
Malassezia pachydermatis is the source of this 747-nucleotide messenger RNA. RefSeq names its product triosephosphate isomerase. Lineage: Eukaryota; Fungi; Basidiomycota; Malasseziomycetes; Malasseziales; Malasseziaceae. Gene Ontology annotation, cellular component: cytosol. The coding region runs from base 1 to 747 and encodes 248 amino acids. The transcript is spliced from 2 exons. The record is from RefSeq and is a predicted model, not a curated record. Gene Ontology annotation, molecular function: triose-phosphate isomerase activity. Gene Ontology annotation, biological process: gluconeogenesis; glycolytic process; glycerol catabolic process.